Patiria miniata (bat star) is the source of this 2585-nucleotide messenger RNA. Its product is annotated as selenoprotein K-like. Lineage: Eukaryota; Metazoa; Echinodermata; Asteroidea; Valvatida; Asterinidae. Gene Ontology annotation, biological process: endoplasmic reticulum calcium ion homeostasis; calcium ion transport. The record is from RefSeq and is a predicted model, not a curated record. The transcript has 6 exons. Gene Ontology annotation, cellular component: Golgi apparatus; endoplasmic reticulum membrane.
CAAAAGGACUGAAAUCAGUACUGUAGAUUAUGUCUACAGAGGGCGCUGUUUACAUGAUGUGGCAUGAAUUGAACCAACAACAUACGUCGUAAACAUGGCAUACAUUUCGGAAGGCCAGAUGCUGGAGUCUAGAUCGCCAUGGAGGUUGGCGUUCAUCGGGGAAAUGUUUUGGGGCAUCAUUAACUUUGUCAUCCUCUUCUUCCGCACAAUGGUUACGCCGGAUCUUACCAGCAAGGGGCGUGGCUGCACAUCAAGCUACCAAGCUGGAGGUGGAGGCGGGAGAGGGCUAGGCCCACCGCCAGGCCCAAGGAGGAGAAUGGGAGGCUAUGGGGGUAGGGGUGGAGCACCCAGCGCCCCACCCCCAGCCGGAGGUGGAUGAGGAAGGUAAAUGCCCACUGUAAUCCCCUACAGUGGGCAUGAGCAACAUCGUCAACAGGAGAGCUACUAGAAAAGUCCUACAUUGUCAAUUUAGCCUCACCAACUUCGGUCUGAUGUCUCAUGGAGCCGAUCCCAACUGUGGAUUUGUAUCUCGUUAAUCAUCUGCCAAACUUAAAGCAGGAAAAUCAAAUAAAAAAUUAAUAAUUUUCCCUUAUUUAAACCACCGAUCCUCUACACAAGGAUAAACCACUUCCCCAAAUUUCUGGUUAGAGUUGUGGUACGGCAGUUGUACGUGCGUGAGACUUGGCGCUCGACUGCAGUCUUUCAGUGGUUAAAUUUCUGUCAGGACGCCAGCUGUCAGCGAUCAUGGCACGCACGCAUUGGUCUACAUGUUCUAUGCAUUGUUCUAUGCGCGGACGCGGCAUACCACGCAUGUUGACAAUCCGUUCUGUACAUUUUGUACACAAGCUCAUAUGAGUCCUUUAUCCUUGUGUAGAGGAGGAUCCGCAUUUAAACCUUUUAUUCAUCUUACCAAAAGGUGCAUCAUUUUUAAAAAAAUUGUCGUUUCUCUUGCUUUUCACAAGAAACACCUUUUUUGCGUAACAUGAGGAGCUAAUUUCAUAAAGUUGCUAUCGGAGAACGUUGCAAAAACCGUUGACCGUAUUCUGGGAACAUAUCCUGUUCUGAGCUCUCAAUUUGACGAUUUGUUGCUCACAAAUCUACUGCUGCCAGAGUGUGUGCCGUACUCCACACUCAAUGAUGACGCCUGUAUGGACAAGCCACUCACAUGUGGACCCAAACAGGCCGACGGAACGACAGCAGAAAACAAACAAAUUCUCCCAAAAUUACAUCUCUUGACCUUGGGGAAAAACUGCUAAAGUAAACCUCCAGAGUGUGUCAACUGUUUUGAUACCAGUUCUGUUUCAUUAGGGUCCAUCUCAUUUCAUAUCCAAGACGAGUUCCGCACAAGUUCAAGACACAGUUUCGGGUAUAAGUUGCUGGAUUCUGACUACUUCCCCACAAUCUUCUCACAAUAAAGUGAUCAGCAGUGAAGAAUCAAGCAGUUGCUCAUGAAAAUUUCCCAGAAACAUGUCUAGGACAAAUGAGUUGCUUCUGGACAAAGUGAACGAUUCUACCUGUAACUUGUCCGGAACUCGUCCCGGAUAUGAAAGGGGAAAACUGUUUCCUGAUGAAAAGUCAAGCUUGCAGUGUCCACAUUGGCUACAGCUUUUGACACUGACAUGCCACAGUGAAUAGUUCUAGCCGUAGGCAAAAUGCUUGUUGCAGAUACAUCUUGGGGUUAUAUUAUGAGUUGAUUGCCAAGGUCAUAAGAUGUAAGUAAGGACUGCAUACAUACAUGCACAAAUAUUUCAACACAUCAUUUCUAAUAUUUGUACAUGUCUGUUAAUAAGAUGUUUAUGAAUGCAAUGGUGAGAAUAAUUUCAUGAGGUGACAGAUGGAAUGUUCCAUUCCACCGUCACCUCAUUUCAUGUCACCUCAUGAAAAUAUUUCUAUUACACGAAUGUGAAACAUGCAUUACUUGUUUUAUACAACACCUGAAUAAAUCCUGGUCAUCUGAUUGGUCAGAGCCACCAAUCCCAUGACCGUGCAAUGGAACUUCUAUUUACUGUGAUAUAGAACUUCUAUUUGUGCGGUGCGAUCGGGCCGUGUGUUGGGACGAAAUUCAAUGACGUGAUGAACGACCCACCUAUCAGAUGAUGGGGAUUCAUUUAGGCGUUAUAUAAUAUGUAUAUAUUGAAUUUAUUUUCUUUUCAUCUUCAUGAUUAUGUUUCAUCUAUCUUCAUGAUUACUUUCAUUAUAUCGUAAAACGAUUUACAUGGCUUUUAUUACUCAGUAAUUUUUAAUGGCAAGCAAUUGGUGAACCUUCCUCAAUUCCUUUAAAUUGUAUUUGUGGUAUUUUCAAUGUGAAGUCAUUUGCCUUACACGCUCUUUUUUUUGGGGGGGGGUGUUAAUAUUUUGAAGUUAUUGAUGUUGGUGACAUUGAAUUCCCAAAGCGAUCCAACAGCAAUCGGUGUACUAUUUACAUUUAUGUAUUUUGUUGUAGACUAUUUGUAGCUGAGAUAAUGUCUUGAGAGGAAAUAUUUUUAAAUCAUUAUUGUUCAGUUUUUUUUUGUUGUUUUUUGGGGUCAUCGUUGGACGUGUAAGAUACUUGUAAUGAAAUAAAGUACAUUUUUUUAUCUAUCCAA